CGUGACGUGAUUCGCGUUUGAAUAAAAAAGCAGCUUGGGAUUCCCCGAUGACCUCCUUCUUUCGGAACUUUGACAUUAUGGGUGCCACGGACAGUAAGCUGGCCUUUCGAAAAGGUGUCUUUCGACUUUUCGAAGAAAGAAACGUUCCCGUCAAUGCGCUCGAGUACUGGUCCCUCUUCUGGACAUUACCCGAAACAGCCGACGAUGUAUUCUCUUUAAUAGGUGCCAACGAUAUUCGUCGUGCACGAGAUUCAGCAAGAGAAAAUCUAGAAACCCUUAUUGACAAGAUAAUGGAACACAUGGACACAUUAGUUCAUGCUCCCGAUUUCCCAUCCGCCCAACACUCCGUCACCUCGCUUUUGAAUUGUUGUCGUGUUCUCACACGUAUCGUGCCUUACAUUUUUGAAUCGACCGAAUGCACCGAGUGGGAGGAAAAGUUCUUUUGGGUACCGCGAUCGGUAAAACGGGCACCGUCGACGGUAACAGGAGAAUCCCAGGAAGGAACAGCGAAUGAUCAAAAGGAGCAAUAUGAUAUUUUGCCACCACGAGCUGAGAUUUUGAUAGCGUUGACGUUGCGAUGUCUCUUCUUGGCAGGAUUCACUUUGCCACACAAUAUGGGCACCGCCGAUUCUCACGUCAAUUAUGUGAUUUGGGAAACUGGUGUCGGCUCUUCUACCCCGAUUGGGUCCUUUAGAGAUAACGACAUACAUCGCACCGAAGUACUGCGUUUGCUGGUCGUGCUACUAUCGAGAUCUAUGUAUAUUUCACCCACCCACAUACUGUCAACCGAGGAUCGAUGGUUGCAUUUUAUCGUGACCAAAACCGAACGAAAGAUCGUGCUUGCCUUGUUAUGCAGUCUGUUGAAUACCGCUUGUAAAUACAAUCCUCUCGGUUGGGGAGUGCCUUAUAAUCAUGUCAUGUUCACCGAUACGCGAGAACAGCUGGUGGCCGUGUCUUUGCGUGUAUUACUGGUCAUUCUGGACUACCACUCGUCUCGUGCGGCCAUUUCCAUGCGAGCCUUGGAUCAAAGACAAGGUGAUACCUCCUGCCUGGAAAUCGUUUCCGGAAUCGAAGUCUUAUCGCUUGACGAGUCACAGCAGGUCAGCGAACUGCACUCAUCUUCCGCCUCCUCGGUCGCCAAUUCAAGUACACACAGUCCAUCCGCCGAAGAGCUAUCACGCGAUAUCAACAAUCCCAACGAUAACAUCUUUAAGCACUAUCUUUCAAAACUGCAUCGCGCUCAAGACUUUCAAUUUUUGAGCGACGGCAUCUAUCGCAUUCUCAGCAACCCAAUGCAGGCCAAUGCCAGUUAUCUACCGGGAUCCACCAAACGUGUUCGCUGCCACGUAGAAAUGAUGAUGUUAUUUUGGAAAUUGUUGGAAACAAACAACCGAUUUCGAACUUACCUAGUGGAAACUGAGCGUGUGUUGGAUUUGAUGGUAGUGCUAAUAUUCCACGCAAUGGAAAGCAAAAUGAAUGCCGCACAAGUAGGCUUGGUACGCAUGUGCGCCUUUCUUUUGCAGAGCUUGUCCGCUGACCGAACCUUUGCCGUCAAACUAAACCGCCCCUUUGAGAACCAUUCGUCUUUACCUGCUAGUAUUCGCAUUCCCAAUUUUAGGGGGACAUAUGCAGAUUUUUUUAUCAUCUCUAUAUUCACUCUGAUAGCGAGCUCCCGUGGUUCAUUAUCCACCUUGUAUCCAGCCCUUGUAUUAACAGUGUCGAAUGUAUCGCCCUAUCUCAAGGGUCUUUCGGUCACCACGGCUACAAAGCUGAUGUCUUUGUUUGGAUCCAUUUCGGCUCCUGGGUUUUUAUUGGCCGAUGAAGUCAAUCAUCGAUUAGUGAAAUAUUUAUUAGAAGCCUUGAAUUGUAUUAUCCAAUAUCAGUCCUCAGAUAAUGUGAAUCUAAUCUAUGCUAUUGUUCGCAACCACAGCAAAUUUGAAAAAUUGGCCAGUUUAACUUUGAAGGAUGCAGUGGAUGAAAUUGAACGUGUACGCCAGUUGAAGCAAGAAAAAUUGCUAGCUCUGCAACAGCAGCAACAGGCAGCGGCGGCGGUCAAGCAUGGAAAGGGGCCUGCAACCGAGGAUCAGGACGCUCCUACUACGCCUGGUGCGGAGGCCAGGAUAUACAGUGAACCGGGUGAAGCAGAAGGUCUGUCAGAAAAAGCGCGCGGCAAGUUACCGGAAGGCGUGUCGCCUCCCUUAUCGCGGACAUCAAGUACGGCCAGUGUACGGAGUCACACUGGUAUGCCGCCCCGACAAUCAAGCGUUUCUUCCACCUUAUCUGCAGGUAGCUUGUUACCGGGGGCCAAACACGGCUUCACACCGACUGAAGAAUGGAUGGAAGGCUGGCAUUCCCAGCUUCCUUUGGAGACGAUUCUUGCUUUGCUUGACUAUCUGCGCCCUCAAGUUGAAGCCUUGUGUGCCGAGGACAGUGCUGCUUCGGAACCGCAAGUACUCGAAUUCUUGCGCGGGGUGACAUUGGUCGGCGUUUUACCUCCGCCUCAACCGAUCGUGAUCCGCAAAUUCCAAUGGGGUGAAGCGCUGGUCAUCUGGUUCCGAUCCAUGCUAUGGGGCCAAGCCUACGUUGUCUCCAUUUCCAAUUACAGUCCCUGGAAGGGCACCCAUGUCAAAUUAUUCCAAAUCAAGCAACAACCCUCCCAUCCGCCGCCCGAAUCCCCUCGUCCCCCUUCUGUUACAGCGUAA
This is a messenger RNA of Radiomyces spectabilis, 2702 nucleotides long. RefSeq names its product high-temperature-induced dauer-formation protein-domain-containing protein. The transcript is spliced from 12 exons. The record is from RefSeq and is a predicted model, not a curated record. Bases 48 to 2702 code for a protein of 884 amino acids. Gene Ontology annotation, cellular component: membrane; Golgi medial cisterna; Golgi trans cisterna. NCBI's taxonomy places the organism in Eukaryota, Fungi, Mucoromycota, Mucoromycetes, Mucorales, Radiomycetaceae.